Messenger RNA from Saccharomycodes ludwigii, 1218 nucleotides. RefSeq names its product Toh1p (gene TOH1). Gene Ontology annotation, cellular component: fungal-type cell wall. The transcript has a single exon. NCBI's taxonomy places the organism in Eukaryota, Fungi, Ascomycota, Saccharomycetes, Saccharomycodales, Saccharomycodaceae. Bases 1 to 1218 code for a protein of 405 amino acids. The record is from RefSeq and is a predicted model, not a curated record.
AUGUUACCGUUGUUAUCCUCAGUAUUGCUCUUAUUUUUGACUCUAUCUCAAAAUGUUUCAGGUGCAUCAAACCAAAUUAUUCAAAAGAGAAGCUCUAACCAAGUAUAUGACCAAAUAUUUUUCAGUAAUGUAGGUUUCAAUGGUUAUUACAGUCCAGUUACGUCACUUGGUGAUAAUGAUACUUGUUCCUGUGAGAUUGGUGAUAACGUUUAUUUUUCUGGUACAAACAGUCCAUUGAAUGAACCCGUUUCGGUACAUUUUAGAGGUCCUUUAAUUUUACACAAAUUUGCGUACUAUACUUCUGACAAUUUCAUUAUUAAUGAAGAUAAUUCCUCCGAUUGGACCAGAGAUGCCUAUUUUGAUGCAGCAUCAUCAGCUGCUGAAAACGUUACCUUUUUAACGAAAGCUGGUGAUUCUUCUGCUUGUUUGGGUAAGGCUUUGACCUAUGCUGAUAGUGAUGGUAUUAGCUCAGCCACCAGUAAUACUUUAUUGGGUAAUGGUACAUUAAUCACUUCUGAUCAGGAAUAUGUUAUCUUUUCUAAUAUUUCAUGUUCUAAAUCAGGCUUUGACAAUGAUUGUGGUGUCUACAGAGACGGUAUUCCAGCUUAUCAUGGUUAUUAUGGUACUACAAAAAUGUUUUUAUUUGAAUUCGAAAUGCCAACUGAAACACAAAAAAAUAGCUCUAGUUUCUCGUAUUAUGAUAUGCCUGCCAUUUGGUUAUUAAACGCUAAUAUUCCAAGAACUUCUCAAUACCCAGGUAGCGUUAAUUGUUCCUGUUGGGCUAGUGGUUGUGGUGAGUUUGAUAUUUUCGAAGUUAUGAAUGGUACCCAAAAAAAUAACUUUUAUUCCACUUUCCAUACUUACCAAGGUAUUGAAGAUUUAGGUACUGGUAUCCAAUCUUAUGGUCACAUUGUUAGAGAUGAUAGCAAUGUUAUGAAAGGUGGGGUUAUAUUUGAUAGUAAUGGUGAUACUGUUGUUUUUAUGUCUAAUGAUACUUCAUUUGAUACCACUGUUAGCUCGUCUAACAUUAGCAGUAUUUUGAAGGAAGAAGAUGAGGUUUUAUCUGCUACUUUGGCUACUAUCACCAACAGUUAUUCAACUUCAUCUACUAAAUCUAGCAAAUCCAAGAAUUUUGGUGUCUCUGGUUUUGAUAAAUUGAAUGGCGUUUGGUAUUACGCAGUUACUAUCUUCACUGCUCUAUUAAACUUGCUUUUAUGA